ACCUAGUACCAUAGACCCGUCUUGGUAUUACGAAUAAUGAUAAACGCAACGGAUUUUACCGGAAAAUAAUGCUUAUUUAGAUUAAUAGUAUUUCAUACUAGUUCAAUUAUACAAAACGAAUCAACAACGAUGAGCCAACAGUCGGACCAGCUUAUUAUUGUGCUUCACUUGCUGGACGCCAUCAACUUCCAUCGGCCGAAAAACACUCCCAUAGUUCUUAGUGCCUCCCUCGACAAAAAUGUGCUCGAAACGGGUAGCCGUCUUCCGGGAAUAGCUUCCACCAGCUUCGACAGCAAUCUUGUGUGGGAAACGGACCGCGGCUCGGUGAAGCGCAUGAAAAUGGAGAAUCUUCCUAUCCGAAUCGAGUGUUAUUCGGUUAGUCAGACCAACUCCGAACAGGUACGCACUCUGGUUGGAUGUGUGCUGCUUCCGCUGCGAUCGGUUCCGCUGCUACCGUCGACAAAAUCACAAACGUUGAAGGCUCGCUGGCACCGAGUAAUUGGGCUGCAUAGUCAGGAGUGGAAAAGCCUGAAACCGGAGAUCCAGCUGAUGGUCAUGAUAACCGAUAAGCACUAUUUGUUAGCAGGAAAGCAAGAUGAUAGGAAGCAGGAGAAUCGGAACGAAGCGGAUCAAAGUGUGGUUAUUUUUACAAAUCCGGCCCCCUCGCAGCUGGGAAUGGGCGCGGAUUUACCCAUCCGUUUGCUAGAGGAUCGUGGAUUGCUUCAGGUUGGAUGCUACGAACAGGAAUGUGAUAUCUUUUUAGUGAAGAUUGUGUUGAAAUAUGCCAAGCGGAUGCAAAUGCUGGUUCCCGUAGAGAAUCAGUCAGUGGCGUCGGCAGGGAAGUUUGCGAUAAGAUACGACUUACUGGGCGAUACCUAUCCAUGUAUGCUGGAGAAGAGGUCGAAUGAAUUAUAUCUUAUACAAGAAAAAAUUGUCAUUAACCUUAGAACUUCGUUACAUUCGUUGAGGAGAUAUUUUGAGAAGGUCUUUUUGAUUCGAUUAGAAGUUUUAUACGAAGAUAAAAUCGUUGGUCGUGUACGACUUCGAUUUGGAGAGUUAAUUGUAGAAGAGCGUUUGAAUGAUUUUUUAUCAAAACACAGCGUAAAAUCUAAUACAAUGGAUGUGGAGAAGUAUUAUCAAAUCGAGCCAACCUCUGAUAAAUAUGAGGAAAACGACAUUCCGGACGCAAUAUCCGAUGGUUCCUCUUUGAUUACACCCGCCGUAAAGUGCAAAUUCAGUCUUAAGUACCUCUCUACUGAUCGUGGGCACAUUCCAGAUUCUAUCAGCAAGGCAACAAAACCAGUGCCUGAAACUGAGCCCUCGGAAGACAAGCCAGCACUUGAGCUGGAAAUCCCUCAAAUAGCUUCAAUAAAUUUGAACGAAACCCGUUCAAUCCAUCCGCCAUCAUCCAUUCAGCUGGAAAGAAACGACAUUGAGACGAUACUGUACUGUGAAAGCCGUGAUCUGCGGGAUGUUCCCCGUACUUUCAGUUACAAUCUGCUUCUCCAAAGCGUUCGUUUCAACGUUCGUCCUUCCACUGGGAUGUGGCAGCUUUCUCUACACCAUCCAAGAGCGGACACUCCACUAACCAAAGUGACACUCGAGCUCACAACGAUCGAAUCGGAAACAUUAGAAUUUUCGAAUCUACAACUGAGAUUAUACUUUUCGUCCCUGACCGACCUCGUGCUCGAAACAAUUACUGCCGAAAGCUCCAAACUAACGUUGCACGGUCCCCAUGAUCUGUACGGGUUUGCUCGGCUGGACAAUCAGAGUCUCGUGGUGGGAACCAAAGAAAAACAAGCAGGAGUAGCGAUACUGGAGAACCAAAACGGCGAAAGCAUUGGAAUGGCAACAAUCUUUUGCUUCCUCGACGAAGUUGGAAUCAACUAUAAUAGUCGAGAUCCGGUGGCCGAAGCUCCGGUUUCGGCCACUCCGAGGGCCCAGUUGGAUGAUCAAAUCUCAUACCGAAUGCUCGAGGAGCAAAAGCAGUGGAUGAUAAAGCAAAGGGAGGCUUUCAUUGAGGAGCUGAAGCAGAAAAAAUCUGCCCAUUUAAUGAAGCUUUCCAAUGAAUGGAAAAAACGACGGGCGAAAGAAAGUGCUGAAAUAAACGAAAAAAUGGAACACGUAUCAGCACUAACACGCGCGCUAGAAGAGACCAGGAAAAGCCUAACGUUUCAGAGCACUCAGCUGGUGGACCAAAACAAGGCCGUGGAAGAGAUGAAGACAAAACUGGAAAUAUCGUACCAGCGUACGUUGUCAGAUAUACGGGAAAAAGCGACCCGUCUCGAAGAGGAUUUGAACCAUAGGUCGAAACUUCAAACACUGCGAUGUGAGGAACUGGAGCGAAAGAACGAUUCUCUCACUCGUGACAACGAUCAGCUGAAACGUGUCAAUGAACGGUUGGAGGGUGAACUAGCCAUCGCUAGGAGGGAGGCGGAGCACUGUAUCGACCUACGGAAGCAGAUCGAUACACUUGAACAGAGGCUGCGGGAAACGGAACAGUCGAAGCUAUUCUACAAACAACAAUGGGCCAAGAUGGUUCGAGAAUUGAACAAGAUGAAGCAGGAAAACGAGGAGCAGUUGAGUGAUGCGUUGCGUGGGAAAGAUCGACGGAAGCAAAUUUUCCACUGGGAUGACGAACCGAGCCCUUGCUGCAUUCAAACUUCCGAUGAAGACUUGAAGAAAAUUCAUCGAUUGAUUUUCGAAGAGCAAUGUAGACAGCAGCAUCAGAGUUACUCGGCUGAUCAUUGCUGUUGAUUAUAUUGAAGAACCACUAACUUACUGCCACAACGCAUAAAGACUGUUAUUUAUUUAUUGAUUAUUUUUAAAGGUGCUGUUUUACACGCAUGCUGAAACGUACAAUAAAUACAUUUUUACUCUUCAA
Molecule: messenger RNA, 2884 nt
Organism: Toxorhynchites rutilus septentrionalis
Lineage: Eukaryota; Metazoa; Arthropoda; Insecta; Diptera; Culicidae
Product: centrosomal protein of 120 kDa-like
Exons: 4
Coding region: 130-2757 (875 amino acids)
Biological process (GO): centrosome cycle; interkinetic nuclear migration; positive regulation of centriole elongation
Cellular component (GO): centrosome; centriole
Source: RefSeq, a predicted model, not a curated record